This is a messenger RNA of Hypoxylon trugodes, 1603 nucleotides long. RefSeq lists its product as uncharacterized. The transcript has 4 exons. The record is from RefSeq and is a predicted model, not a curated record. Lineage: Eukaryota; Fungi; Ascomycota; Sordariomycetes; Xylariales; Hypoxylaceae. Bases 221 to 1483 code for a protein of 420 amino acids.
AGCAGUUCCUUGUUGUGUUGUGUUGAGUUUUUAAAUAGAUAUUUCAUCUUGCUUGGUCGCAGAAUACCACCACAGCCUCGAAUAUUGUACGACUACAGACCGAACAGUGUUUAUCUCAGAAACCAUAUUUGCUAUAUCUAAAGGCAUCUUACUAUCCAGCACGUCUUCGCAGGCAGAUAGAAUCACAUAAGAGCUAGGGAUUCUGGGUAUAGUGGUGAAGAUGUCUAUCGCUCUAACAUUCGCCACCUUUUGGGGUGUCUCAACUGCCCUGCUCGUGGCGGAUGGCUCACCAUGCGCGACGAAAUGCGGUAAUGUUCUCUCAUCAACGACAAACGACAUGAUAGUCUGCGACGAGUCAGCAUACAGUACAACGUCGGAGGGUCAGGUCUACGAGGCCUGUGUCGGUUGCGAGGCCACGAGUUCAUAUGGACAUUCUCAAGGGCAAGGGAAACAGAACACAUCUGAUUUGGAAUAUAUGCUGUAUAAUAUGCGAUAUGCUACCAACGUAUGCUUAUUCGAAGCCAACACAAACCCAUGUAUCACUUCGUUCGCAUGCAAGAAUAUAGGACCAGCGAUUCAAUAUCAGAAUCUCUCCUCCAGUAGCUCGAUAUAUGGUUACUGUGAUCUAUGGACCGACUAUAACCUCGAUAAAUGCCACGCCUGCCUGACUGCCGAGCCUAAUGGAGAUUAUCUCAGCAACUAUAUAUCCAUUUUAGAUGGUGCAUGUAGAUUAAAACUAGAUCAGCCAGCCACCCUACCCAUACAAGGAAACAUAUUUUCCUCCGAUACCGUAAAUGUUACGGAUCCCACGCCCACGGCAACGUUCUCUCCGCCUGGACUCACCGGCCCUCUAGACUCGGGAGCCAUCGCGGGCAUCGUCAUUGGCGGAUUAGUUAUUGUUCUGGCUAUUGUUGGAUGCUGCAUAGUUCUCAACGGUAAGCGUCGCAGAAAGGCGUAUCUCCGUCGCCGAGAGCAGACUACCAAGAAUUGGGCCCCACCGCAAGGAGCCCCCGCCAGCGACAUGUUCGAGACGCCCAUCAGCCAAAAACCAUUCCGUAAUUGGGAGGACUCGCCCGUCAGCGCUGCCACGCAGUCCACGUUCCCUCCAUAUUUCUCCCCUUACUCCUCACAGUACAACAGCCCUGUGAGCGCCGUUGAAGGGCAUGGACACAUGGCCUGGCCAGCGGAUAAGGUUCAAAAUAUCGGCGUCGCCAUCAGCCCCGAUCACGAUGCUCAGUACUCGCCUUGGGAUGAUAAGAAGGGCAAGGACAAGAUACCUAGGGGGCAACCGGGGCCUGACGGGUUUGAGUUACAGGAGGGUGCGAAUAGUGCUGGUGGUCAUGGACAUCCCAUACAUUAUCCCCCACCACCAGUUGCUCAGGCUCCUAUGCUGGGCCAUCCGGGAUACGGGCGACACGGUGUGGCGCCGCAGCCAAGACCUCCACAUGAGGACGACUACGGCAUGCCCGGGAGUGCUCUAUGAGUUACGCUUUUGAUUUUAUGAAAUAUUUGGCUGGCUUAAAUGUAUUUUUAGCAUGGCGUUAAGGUGUUGUUUAUGCUUGAUUUGUUGGUUUGGCGGCGCUUGUGUUGCGCGGGUGUGUGU